This is a messenger RNA of Photinus pyralis (common eastern firefly), 1920 nucleotides long. RefSeq lists its product as uncharacterized. NCBI's taxonomy places the organism in Eukaryota, Metazoa, Arthropoda, Insecta, Coleoptera, Lampyridae. The record is from RefSeq and is a predicted model, not a curated record. Gene Ontology annotation, molecular function: transmembrane transporter activity. Gene Ontology annotation, biological process: transmembrane transport. Gene Ontology annotation, cellular component: membrane. Bases 238 to 1668 code for a protein of 476 amino acids. The transcript is spliced from 7 exons.
CAACAAAAAUAACUAGAUAGAUAUCUCUCCCAUAUGCAUAUGCAUGAAUACCAUAUGCCACUGUUUAUCAUUGAAAUGUACUUUGUGUUUCCCCGUCAUUAUAGUUUCAGAUGACGGUUUGCUGAAGGGAGUUCUACAGAUUUUUUGAGGACGAAGAGUCUUGGUCGUCUUGGGUUUCCUUUUAUGGAUGGCCAAGUCUCGGUUAUGUAAUUUCUCAAGAUAAUAGUAAUCACAAAUAUGGUAGAAGUUCAUCUUGAAGAAAACAUUAAAAAACGACGAUUUUUGUUCCGACAAGCGAUAUGCAAAUUGGGAAAGCUAAUUACAGUUGAACCGCUUAUACUAUGUUUCAUAUUACCGUUUCACAUGUCGACACUAACCAUUCAGAAUUUAAGUUUGGAGAAAUCUUGCAGAGUGAACCUUAAUCUUAGUAUAUCGAUUUGUGACGCUAUUACCGCACGUAAUCACACCCAAUACAAUUCGUCGGACGAAGUUGAUGUACAGAAGCUGGUGGCAUCUGCGUCGAUUUGGAAGAACGUCGUGUACAGUAUAUUCCCCUCAAUCCUAUUGCCAUUCUUUGGAGCUUGGAGCGAUCGAAAUAAAACCAGAAAGGUUCUAAUGAUAAUGCCAAUUGUAGGUGAAAUGAUUACAAAUGUGGGGUUCAUGCUGUGUACCUUUUUCUUCCACGAGCUACCGCUAGAAGUCAACACCCUGAUCGAAGUCCUGCCUACCGCCACAACGGGUGGCAAAAAUAUGCUCCUAGUUGGCGUAUUUACGUAUGUCUCCGCCAUUACGGCCACUGAACACCACACGAUUCGGAUUGGGAUUAUACAUGUGUUCGUUGGUAUGUGCGCUGCAAUUGGGGAUGCGUUGAGUGGAGUCAUCUACACGUUAAUCGGAUUUUAUGGAGUGUUUACCUUGUCUUUCGUUUUAUACACGUUAGGCGGAUUUUAUGCGUAUUUUCGACUGAACGAGGCUCCACGUGAGGGAGAAAAACCCUUGAUCGGAUUCGAGCUUGUUAAGGACAUUGUGAACGUCCCAAAGACUUUUGCCACGUUUAAGUUUCUGGCACAUCGUAGUAUUCAAACCAAGCAAAUUUUUGGAAUACUGAUCUUGGCAGUUUUAGUCGUGGGCCCAGUUAAAGGAGAAGAGGCGGUGCUGUAUAUGUAUACAAGGUUCAAAUUUCAUUGGAACGAGAUUGAUUAUAGUAUGUUUUACGGAUAUUACUCUGUAGCACAUCUGAUUGGAAAUUUCUUCGCCAUAGCACUGUUUUCCAAAUGGUUAAAAUUUGACGACGCAAUUUUAGGCAUUAUUUCGAGCACUAGUAAAAUUCUAGGUGGAAUUUCAUUCACUUUAGCCAACAGUGCCCUGAUGUUUUACAUAAGUACACUGAUUGAGUCAUUUAAUGGGACAGCGUUUGUAGCUUCUCGGUCCAUAGUUACAAAACUCGUAAACGAACAGAAUUUGGGUAAAGUCAAUUCGCUCUUUGGAGUUGCGGAGUCCAUAACGCUUUUGCCAUAUGGACCAAUGUAUAGCGCCAUAUAUAAAGCGACAAUUGAAACCUUUCCUGGGGCAUUCUAUAUUGCCGGAAUCUUCCUUACCGUGCCAGCCAUAAUCAUGUACCUUUGGUUAUUCACCAAAAGACAUUCGCGGUUUCCGGAGGAAGAUUAGACGUGUAAGAAAUUUGUUGCAACGUAUUUACACCACUUUUCCUAUGUAUGUUGCUCAUAAUCCAACGUUACAAACAGGAAUUGUAUUAUAACAUGAUGGUUUGGAACUCAAGGUGCACCAAUAUUGUGCAAUCCCAAACAAACUUCGUAAAUGCUAUGGGGUGGGAGUGGGGGUUUGAAAUUGUGCCAUUUUAGCGCAUAUGAUUGAAAUAUUGAAGAAUUCUCAAUAAAAGCGUGUCUUUUGUUAUGUUUU